Musa acuminata AAA Group (dessert banana) is the source of this 1978-nucleotide messenger RNA. Its product is annotated as basic leucine zipper 43-like. Gene Ontology annotation, molecular function: DNA-binding transcription factor activity. Gene Ontology annotation, biological process: regulation of DNA-templated transcription. The record is from RefSeq and is a predicted model, not a curated record. NCBI's taxonomy places the organism in Eukaryota, Viridiplantae, Streptophyta, Magnoliopsida, Zingiberales, Musaceae. The coding region runs from base 518 to 1138 and encodes 206 amino acids. The transcript has a single exon.
GCUCCAAAACAUUCCCCUUGAUCAACAGUGACACUGCAUGAAAGCCAAGUUUGUCUUUAUGUUUUAGCCCAUGAUUCUGUCAUCCAUCAUCCACAGUCGUGCCCUUUCUCUUCUCCUUUUCUUGAAGAUGCAUCCAAAGCUAUGCCCGCAUUAUAGUGGCACCAACAUCCUGGCCCUCUUUCAUUUCAAAAGAGGGCAAAUGCUUGUCACUGCUAAUGAACCAGCUUCUACUUUAAUGGGGGCAACAAGGUUUUUGGUGUCGAGGGUUCCGUCAUCUGCACGCCAUCGUCUGAUAGCGAUGGAGGAAUUGUAAUGGAUGGAUGCAUGCAUGCAUGCAUUGCUCGGCAUCCAUCAAGCAGGAUGAGAUGCUGCUUGAACCGGACAAAGUGGUACUGCCGAGUCUUGGCACUCUAUAAAUUCACAUCAAUACCUUCCAUGCUUCCUUCCCCUUCAGUAGAACAUCCCACUGUGACCGAGAUCUUUCUUGGAUCUUCCAUUCUCUGGAAAAUUUGUGACCAUGUAUCCAGGUGAGAUUGCCAGCAUUAGAUACCUUUCACCUUCGUGUAUGCCUUCUUGCCAGUCUCAGUACCACAUGGCUGAGAACAGCAUCCCCUCCUCCUUCCACCUGAGCGAUCUCUUUGGAUGUUGCUCCCCGAACCAAGCUCAGAGCUCGCCUUUGAUGCAUGAAGUCGGCCUUCCGAACAACGGCAUCCCCUCCUUCCACCUGAGCGAUCUCUUUGGAUGUUGUUCCCCGAACCAAGCUCAGAGCUCGCCGUUGAUGCAUGAAGUCGGCCUUCCAAACAACAGCGUGGUCGAGGCGGAAGAGCAGCGACUGUGCUGGGCCGAGGAGCGGAGGAAGAGGAGGAUGAUAUCCAACAGAGAGUCCGCGCGGCGAUCGCGCAUGCGCAAGCUGAAGCAACUCAGCGAGCUGCGGUCGCAGGUUGCCCAUCUCCGGUCUGCAAACGGCCGGCUCCUCGAUGAUCUCAACCGUGCCAUGAGAGAGCGCGAUCAGGUCCUCCGUGAGAAUGCCCAGCUCAGAGACGAAGAAACAGAGCUCCAGAAGAAGCUGGAGAAGCUGCCACCUGAACAUAGUUGUGCUCCACAAAAUCCAGAAGAACUCGGCUCGGAUUACAGUUGAAUCCUCCUUUUUGUGUUCUUCCCUUUGGAACUCUCUCAUCUCUCUCAGCGUGAUUAAGCGGGUAGGCUGCAUGCACAAGUUUACCAUGCAAAUAAUUAAUGCUCUUGCAUCACGAAUUUAGUUGAUACGGAUGGAGGAGUUGUCCUGUUAUGAUAUCAGUAAUCAUUUCAAGAACAUUAACCAUGGCUACUAAGAAGAAGACCACCGAGUCGAAGAGGCAAAACAGCAACACCCAACUGCUUAUUGGAUAGCAGUCAGAUGUUACUGCUUGAAACAUUCGAUUCGGUGGAAGAGAACAGAAAAAGGGUUGUAGGCCACAGUGGCUGCACAUAUCAUAUUUGCCAUGCAACAGGAAUCUCUUGCAGGUGGUGGCAAUUAUUGGUGGUGAGCUUUCAAGAAAACCCUAAUGUUUCAGAUGUCUUUGCGCCAGAAGAUUGAAAGACUUGUCUCUAGCAAUCCGGACAAGGAUUUACUUUCAUGGCUGACAUGCCUUGAAUUGUAUACGGCUCUCCCAUUCCAUGUCCAUGAAAUCCUGUUUUCAUGUGCCUGUUUAAAGACAUUAUAGGGAUAAGAAAUUAGUUCAGUUCAAGGCAAACUAUGCAUCAGAAGCACCAAAAACCACAGCAAGAUUCACUUGAAUUCAAAUGUUGUCAUAGUCGAUGUUUGACAUUUCAGGACUUGGCUCUCUCAGAACUUGAGGCAUCUGGUAAAUUCUACCUGGAGCUGCUUAUCUUCCAAAAAACAUAGCCCUCUCCUCACAGAACUUGUGGAUUUCAAACUUUCUUUACACUGUUUGGAGAACCUUCAACUGAAGUUAGAUACUGAAUUAUUUCUAGUGCA